Molecule: messenger RNA, 3798 nt
Organism: Trachymyrmex cornetzi
Lineage: Eukaryota; Metazoa; Arthropoda; Insecta; Hymenoptera; Formicidae
Gene: Sema2a
Product: Semaphorin 2a
Exons: 13
Coding region: 1159-3417 (752 amino acids)
Biological process (GO): neural crest cell migration; negative chemotaxis; semaphorin-plexin signaling pathway
Cellular component (GO): plasma membrane
Molecular function (GO): semaphorin receptor binding; chemorepellent activity
Source: RefSeq, a predicted model, not a curated record
CAGCGUUGAGGUGUCGCGCUUUUUCGCUCCGCGACGUACUCGGCCGUCGCCAAGUUUCGAGAUAUAUCGUUUACCGUUCCUUCGCGAGAACAACGCGCCUCGUCGCGCUGUGCGACGCGCGCGUGCCGUGCGUUGCUUCGAUUCUCCAAGAGCUAGAGAGACACAGAGAGACAGAUUCGGCAAGGGGGUGAAAGAGAGAGAGAGAGAGAGAGAGGGGGAGGGAAGAGACGUGUGCGCGAGAGUGGCCCAGUUUCGGCGCGGUCACAUGUGGACGUCGAGCGGCGUAACGCCGCGGGGGAGCAACGCGUUGAAGUUGGCGCCGGGUUAGGUCGUUCUCUCCGAGCCGGUAUCGUGAAUUCGCUCCGGGAUUCGUGAAACGCAAGUGAGAAGUCUCUUCGUGUGUGCGUGUGUGUUGUGUGGGUGCGUGCGUGAUUAUCGUGAUUACGUGCGUUCGGGGUGGGCAGAAUAUCGUCCACGAUCUUGCGCUCGCAAGGACGAGAGCUCGCCGAGAAACAUGAAGUUGUCGCGCGACGUGAUCGACUUGAUCGGAGACGAGACGAAGCCGGCGUCGCGCGACCGAUGACGGUCGAGUGGUCCCGAUUCUUCCCGAAACGCCGUGUCUCGAUCUCGUUCUCGGGCGCGAUAAAAAAGGGAAAUAACGGCCGGUUUCCCGGAAUCGCGUUCGGUUGACUCUUGUUUACGCGCGCGGUCAUGUUUACGUGACGGGGCGCGUAAGGAAUCCGAGGUGCGCGAGGAGGACUGCGCGAUUCAAACGCGUGCGACUUGCGAGUGUGUGUCACUGUCGCCAGUCGCCGUCGUGUGCAGAUGAAAGGCGCGCGCGAGCGGCGGCAGAUUCGAAGAGGUUGCGUCGUGCGGCUCGUGCUCCGCACCCGCUUUCGUUAGCUCGAUUUCGUUACUGCGAUUUAUUCGAUUAACCCGUCGCAUUGUCGUGAGAGACCGCACGAUAGACUCGGCAAGAUAGACGGGACGAACUUCGAGCGGCAGCAGUCUCGUAGUUGGAAUCAGGACAGCAGCCUGGGACGCGGGAACGCGCGACAUCGAUCGAAUAUGCUGCCUACAAUUGAACGUUGCUGGUUUGUUGGGAUAAGAAUGUUCCUGCGUCGUCGCAAGUGCGCAGUGUGACGAUCAUCAGGUUACAUGCGAUGGAACGAUUGUUUUAAAGAAGAACGUGCAGCUAUCACAGUGCAAGCGCGAGGGAUCGUGUAUCACACGCAACCAUCGAAAGGGAAGUCGACGAUAAUGGUGUAUCUAAGUGCUAACAGAAUGGAUACGUCAAGAAAUCGAAUUAGAAGAAUGGUCGGCUUGCUCUGGUUCUGCUUCUUUUUCGCGGGAGUCCUGGCUGAAGGUACUUUGGAGAAACUACAUGAAGAACACGUGCGGGAAUUCAGCUGCGGCAUGCUGUACUACAGGACGCUCUACCUGGACAGUAAGAGGGAUGCCCUAUACGUCGGAGCUAUGGACAAGAUCUUCAGGCUAAAUCUGAGUAACAUCAGUCAUUCCAAUUGCGAGAGAGACGCUCUGAAUCUGGAACCGAGCAAUGUGGCAAAUUGCGUGUCCAAAGGCAAAUCAGAGCAUUUCGACUGCCGAAACCAUAUAAGAGUGAUACAGCCGAUGGGAGACGGCAAUCGCCUUUACAUGUGCGGUACAAACGCACAUUCACCUAAGGAUUGGGUGAUUUAUAGCAAUCUGACUCACUUACCGCGCCACGAGUUUGUCCCGGGAGUGGGAAUGGGUAUCGCGAAGUGCCCUUAUGACCCUGCGGACAAUUCGACGGCAGUCUGGGUCGAGAAGGGCAAUCCCGGAGACCUGCCAGCUCUUUAUUCCGGCACGAACGCCGAGUUCACCAAAGCCGAUACCGUAAUCUUCCGCACGGAUCUUUACAAUCUGACUACCGGUCGUAAGACAUAUAGCUUCAAGAGGACACUCAAGUACGACUCCAAGUGGCUCGAUAAACCGAACUUUGUGGGUUCGUUCGACAUUGGCAGCCACGUGUUCUUCUUUUUCCGCGAGACCGCGGUCGAAUACAUAAACUGCGGUAAAAGUGUGUAUUCCCGCGUGGCGAGAGUUUGCAAGAGGGACACUGGCGGUAAAAAUAUACUCUCGCAGAAUUGGGCCACAUACCUCAAGGCCAGAUUGAAUUGCUCGAUACCCGGCGAGUUCCCGUUUUAUUUCAACGAAAUACAGAGCAUUUAUAAGGUGCCGGGUGACGAUACGCAUUUCUAUGGAACCUUUACCACAUCGACGAACGGGUUAAUGGGUUCUGCGAUAUGUUCCUUCCACAUUGACGCCAUCCAAGAGGCUUUCCGCGGAAAGUUCAAAGAGCAAGCAACUAGCAGUAGCGCGUGGCUACCAGUCUUGUCGAACAAGGUUCCGGAACCGCGCCCGGGCCAAUGUGUCAACGACACAGAGACGUUGCCUGACACCGUCCUGAAUUUCAUAAGAUCCCAUCCACUGAUGGACUCCGCAAUUUCGCACGAGAACGAGAAACCUGUCUUCUACAAGCGGGACGUCAUGCUCACGCGAUUGGUCGUCGAUAAGCUGCGUAUCGACUUCGUGGGCAUCGAUUUGGAUUAUACUGUCUACUACGCCGGCUCUAGUGAUGGCCGCGUUCACAAGGUUGUACAGUGGAUCGACAGUAAUGGCGAAUCCCAGUCGAUCUUGCUGGAUGUUUUCGAUGUCACGCCUGGCGAACCAAUACAGGCGAUGGAGAUCUCGAAGGAACAUAAGGCUCUCUACGUGGCAUCGGAUCAUCGGAUAAAGCAGAUCGAUCUGGUAAUGUGCACUCGACGAUACGACAACUGUCUGCGAUGCGUCCACGAUCCUUACUGUGGAUGGGAUAAGGACUCAAACACGUGUAAACCUUAUGAACCAGGUCUUCUUCAAGACGUGUCGAACACCACGGCAGACGUUUGCGAUAGCAGCGUCGGCAAACGGAAACUGGUUGUCACAUGGGGCCAGUCGGUGCACUUGGGUUGCUUCGUGAAGAUGCCGGAGGUCCUGGCGAACCAAGAGGUGCGGUGGUACCAUUAUAGCAAAGAGAAGGGAAGGUAUCAGAUCGCGUACAAGUACGGCGCCGGCGGCGACAAAUUCAUCGAGACCUCGGAGAAGGGUCUGGUAAUCGUCGGCGUGAACGAGCAGGACGCCGGCAGAUACGACUGUUGGCUCGGCGGUGCUCUCCUGUGUUCGUACAACAUCACUGUGGACGCGCACAGAUGUUCGGCGCCUGCCAAGUCCAACGACUACCAGAAGAUUUAUUCCGACUGGUGUCACGAGUUCGAGAAGUACAAGUCGGCGAUGAAGAGCUGGGAAAGGAAGCAAGCGCAAUGCGCCUCGAGGCAGAACGACAGUAAUCAGAAUUUACACACGAACGAGGUGUACGGCACGCCCCUCGUCUGAUGGAGCCGAUCAUUGGGUCCCUCGUCGAGCCGAGAUUACGAUGAUACGAUGAUACGCAUAAGCGUCCCACCAAGGAAUCGCGGCUGGACCACGACCGGUUGGAUCGGCCUGGCCUUCCUGUUGGCCGGUCACGCCACCGCGCUUGGUCCGCUGGUCACUCGAGGACUCUUAAGUGACUGAAGUCGGUCCACGAUUCGCGAACCAGUGAACUGAAUAAAAGGUGUGAAAAACGUAUGAUCGAUCGUGUAUACUGCUAUCCACGUGCCACGGUGCCCGAGAGCUUCUCGUCGGCGCUACCGAUCGCGAGUGACCAUGAGUUUAUUGGCGAUCGGUGACCCGGGAGAACAUUCCAGUUCCGUUCUCGUCGCGCAUAUCCGACUU